UGUUGUAUUUAGAUCAUGGAGCAAAUCAAAGUAGACCAUCUCCCUGAUGAAGAGACGAGCAGACAUGUGGUCCGUGUUGGCUGGUCUACAGGGGAUACAAGUAUGCAGCUAGGUGAAGAACCCCAUUCCUAUGGUUAUGGUGGUACUGCAAAAUCAUCAGUAAACUGUAAAUUCAAUGACUAUGGUGAGACAUUUGGAGAGGGAGAUGUCAUAGGAGCUUAUGUGGACUUUGAGAGUGAUCCAGUCAUCAUAAAAUUCACCAAGAAUGGUGUUGACCAAGGCAACUGUUUUGAAGUCCCUGCCUCUGAACUUGAAGGGAAAGCAUUGUUCCCCCAUGUCCUCACAAAGAACACAGAAUUUGAGGCCAACUUUGGGCAGAAAGAGGAACCAAUGAGUACCAUCUUGGAAGGCUUCACUUUUCUGAAUGCUGUGCAAGUAGAGAGCCGCCAGAGAGGUGCACUACCACCAGAAAAGAAGGAAGACUGUGAGGUCCUUAUGAUGUGUGGACUGCCUGGAAGUGGCAAGACCUACUGGGCUAACAAACAUGUAGCAGAGUUUCCAGAUAAACAAUAUUGCAUUCUUGGUACAAACAACAUUAUUGAUAAGAUGAAGGUGAUGGGCUUGCCUCGCAAGAGGAACUAUGCAGGACGCUGGGACGUUCUCAUUGACAAAUCUACAAGAUGCCUGAACAGGCUUUUGGAGGUGGCUGCCAGAAAGAAAAGGAACUACAUUUUAGAUCAGACAAAUGUGUAUCCAUCGGCCCAGAGACGUAAAAUGCGCCCUUUUGAAGGCUUUCAACGCAAGGCUAUAGUGGUAAUACCAACAGAUGAGACGUUCAAAGAGAGGAUUGCAGGUCGGGAGAAAGAGGAGGGCAAAGAUGUGCCUGAACAUGCAGUACUUGAAAUGAAAGCUAACUUUCACCUGCCAGAGGUUGGCAGUCCCUUUGAUGCUGUGGAAUUUGUAGAGCAAAGCAAAGAAGAAGCUGAGAAGCUUGUGAAACAGUACAAUGAGGAGGGUCAGAAGAUGUUUCCUCCUCAUAAACGUUUCCGCAGUGAUGACAGGCGUGGAGGUCGUGACUUCCGUGGUGGAGAUAGGCGUGAUUUCAGGGGUCGCGGAGGUGGUUACCAAGAUCGCAAUCGCUACGGAGGUGGUGGUGGUGGCCGCGGGGGUGGCUUCAGGGACAGAUAUGGAGGCAGGGAUGACCGUGGAAGGGGAGGAAGAGGUUCUUAUGGAGACCAUCAUGGCUACCAGGGCAGAUCUCAUUCAGGCAGGGGUGGCUAUGAUCGACGUGGUGGUGGUGGUGGUUACAUGGGAUACUCAUCUCAUGACAGAAAUAGAGCACAUAACUAUGGCGGAAAAGAUGAUCGCCAGGGCUACCAGAGUCGCCAUUCUGGUGGUGGUGGCAGCUAUGGUGGAAGUAGAUGGGGACAGCAAGGCAGUUGGGGAGGUGGCAGUCAGCAGGGACAGUGGGGUGGUCAGAGACAAUGGGGUCAACAAGGGCAAUGGGGUGGACAAGGCCAGUGGGGUCAGUCCAGUCAAUGGAACCAAGGCCAGUGGGGAGGAGGAUAUAACCAAGGUUAUGGGCAGAAUUAUUAUAAUCAGGGAGCAAGUAGUGGCAGUUCCAGUCAGUCUGGUAGUUCAUCAGGGCAAUGGAGUGGCUAUGGUAACCAGUGGUCUCAGCAACCAAGCUCCUAUGGCCAGAGUGGGCAGUCAGGUUACAGUCAGGGAUGGGGAGGAUACGGGUCAUACUCCAAGUAGAGGAGAAGUGAACAUUUCCUUUUGAAAAGUUCCAUCUGACUGAUAUGAAUCCUUGUACAUAAUAACAGUGAAAAGUAUAUAGACCUCACUGAAGAACUUUUCUUUUAAAGGCUAUUAGAUUUCACCACAAACCAUUAUGCAGCUGUUGUUCAGAAAUUUCUAGACUGCAGUGAAUUUGGAAAUGAUAUACCCAUUAAUGAAGAUUAUUUAACGGGCAAUGUUCUAUUUUAAGUAAGUUGGCACUGCUAGACUUGUACCAAAAAAAUAUCAUUUUGAAGAUGUUUGGGAUAUCUUUGACAGAUUGGGAAUAGUAAGCUUUUUGUCUUCAAGUUUUAGACUUGGCAGUGUACAAAAAAAA
This is a messenger RNA of Lingula anatina, 2116 nucleotides long. Its product is annotated as heterogeneous nuclear ribonucleoprotein U-like protein 1. Gene Ontology annotation, cellular component: nucleus. The record is from RefSeq and is a predicted model, not a curated record. Gene Ontology annotation, molecular function: protein binding; RNA binding. Gene Ontology annotation, biological process: alternative mRNA splicing, via spliceosome. NCBI's taxonomy places the organism in Eukaryota, Metazoa, Brachiopoda, Lingulata, Lingulida, Lingulidae.